UGAACUUAUGUGUGACGUCAGGCUUCAUAAGCAAAAUAAAAUCAUAAAUGGCCGCGCCCAUCAUAUCCAAACAUUGUAAGGACGAAGGGUAAACUCAGAAUAAUUCAUGGAACGCUACAAAGGUAAUGAAAAUGACUUAUCGAAUUUGGAAAGAGAAUGACUUUGACUCAUUUUCUGUCCUUGCCAACACGAAGAAAAUCAACUUUUCAAGGGCACGACGAUAGAGGAGGUACUUCAAGACAUUCGCUCGCACAACCCCAAUUAUCAAAUUACCAAUUGCAGUUAGCUGCACAUUUGAAUAGGUUUGUACAAGCCACUGGUGAAGUAGUUAAAAUAAACGUCGGAGGACAAUUAUUCCAGACUUACAGAAGUACCCUACAAAACAUUCCAAGAACACGACUUUCAGAGCUUGAAACAACAAGUCCAAACUAUGAUACAGAAACAAAAUCUUACUUUUUUGACAGAAAUCCUGCUAUCUUCCAGUGUGUUUUAGAUUUCUAUAGAGACGGAGUAAUGCACAUUCCUCGUGAUGUAUGUGUGCGACAAAUUGAAAAUGACUUGUCAUUCUGGGGGCUGGCCUUUUCAAAUUUAGCUGAUUGUUGCAGAAGAUAUUUGGAAGAAUCGCUUAAUGACAUAGCAUCAUAUGAAGCAUUGAUAGACGAAGUCAGAAACGUUCCAAGAAACCUUUAUAGUGUUCACAGUAAAACGUAUAAUCAUUAUGAAUACUCAUCUUGGAGAAUUCGCCUCUGGGAGUUUUUGGAUGAUUUUACAUCGUCAAAAUGCGCUAAGAUUUGGCAUGCAGUGUACAUGAUCUUGGUGAUGAUUUCCAUAUUAUCAUUCUUUUGUGCCACUCUGUCAGAAUGUCGUGUCUCACUCGAUGAGUCUAUAUACAGGUUUGGAAGCACCACAAAUACAACACAGGAAAUUACAAGUGACGAAAUACCUAAAAUCAAAAAAUUGUUGAAUACGGUUCCACAUCCGGUGUUACAGAUUAUUGAAUUAGCUUGUCUGAUUUUCUUUACAGUGGAAUUUGUGUUCCGGUUUGUGGUAUGUCCAUGGAAAUUAAGACUCUUAAAGAACGUUACAACGCUGAUAGAUAUGCUGUAUAUUUUGCCUGCAUGGAUGGUUUUGUUCGUAGAAGUUACACAUGGAACGUUUUGGCAUACGAAAAAUGGCGUCACACUGUUUAUAGUUAUAGAGGCGAUAGAAAUUUUUCGAGUGUUAAGAAUAUUCCGUUUCAUCAAACAUCAUCAAGGACUGCGAAUACUUUAUCUUGCAAUUAAGAGUAGCAUGCCAGAACUUUCGCUUCUUCUAGUAUUUGUUGUUUUUAACACUACUAUCUUCGCUAGCUUUAUAUAUUGCGCUGAAGCUUUUACCCCUGAUAAUUUUGAUAAUGCUUUUCAUGGUAUGUGGUGGGCUUUGAUAACCAUGACAACUGUAGGGUACGGAGAUAUGUACCCCAAAUCGUGGCUUGGUUACAUUGUAGGCAGUUUUUGUGCUGUAUUGGGGAUAAUUAUGAUACAAAUGCCUGUACCGAUUAUUGUUAGCAACUUUCAUGCUUACUAUCGCUUGAGAUUUUCCAAUGAUAUUAGCGAAAAGAAAGAGGAUUCGUCAAAUGUAGAACUACCGCAGCCAGUACUACCGUUUGAAGACGUAUACAACAGUCAAACUAGUAUUCCAGGUACUUCGGUGAAAAGUUCUGAAGUUUCAGCAAGCCCUCCAGAAAGCAGAUCUAGUUCGCCAGAACCUCCUCCACGCAAUCGAAUGUGGUUGCCGCCAAUAAACAAAGUGAGUGUAGUUAUUGAUUCCAAACACACACUGGAAACAGAAAUUGAGGAAUGUUUAUAAUAUGUAUUAUUGUUAUUUGUUACAUUGAAAUGAGUUUUAUAAUAUUGUCAGUACAUGCAUACAUUGGGAUGCUAUAGCAAGAUUAAUGCAAAAUAUAUGUAAUUUCUUUACAGCCGAUUUCAUUGAGUAGUAUGUAUGUAGCCAAAGGUAAUAUCUUUGGUUAGCUUGCUUGUUAGCUUAACCGUGAAGUCAUUAUUUGAUCAGGUAUAGUACCGUCCUUUCGAAGUAGCCUAGUCCAACAGACAGAUGGAUUGGUUUUCUGCUAGAAUGGUCUACUCUUAAAGGAGGACAGUUUACCUGACAUAACAAUGACUUCGCGGUUCACUUAACAAGCAAGCUAACCAAAGAUAUUACCUUCGGCUUCACACUCAAUGAAAUCGACUGUAACACAUUUUUAGUGGUUCUUUUAAGAUUUUGUUUGACUGCAGCAAUGCUGUGGUAAAUUUAAAAUGAUGUGUGUUUGUGUGGUAUGUUCAUUUACACAAACAAUUAAAAUAAUGUUAUUGCUUUACUGAACUUAAGUAUAUUAUGAGGUAAA
This is a messenger RNA of Mytilus trossulus (common blue mussel), 2386 nucleotides long. RefSeq names its product potassium voltage-gated channel subfamily C member 3-like. The transcript is spliced from 2 exons. The coding region runs from base 157 to 1848 and encodes 563 amino acids. Lineage: Eukaryota; Metazoa; Mollusca; Bivalvia; Mytilida; Mytilidae. Gene Ontology annotation, biological process: potassium ion transmembrane transport; protein homooligomerization. The record is from RefSeq and is a predicted model, not a curated record. Gene Ontology annotation, cellular component: voltage-gated potassium channel complex; membrane. Gene Ontology annotation, molecular function: protein binding; voltage-gated potassium channel activity.